Molecule: messenger RNA, 3336 nt
Organism: Cannabis sativa
Lineage: Eukaryota; Viridiplantae; Streptophyta; Magnoliopsida; Rosales; Cannabaceae
Exons: 1
Coding region: 484-2850 (788 amino acids)
Source: RefSeq, a predicted model, not a curated record
AUUUAGAACCUAGAAGAUCUGAAAAGAGCUAGGUUACUUUAUAAUCUGUCAUUCACUUCAAGAAUAGGAUAGCAAUUAGGCAUUAACGAUUUGGGUAAACAACAACAGGAUUCUCCUCCCUAUUAUCUCAUCUUGCUCAACUUUUAAUUGUGUUAUUUAAGUUUUCUGAAUUACUUUCAUUCUUUUUAAAUCAUAAAUACUUUUGAUUUGCCAAAUAGAAUUAUAAGUAUAGUUUAGUAGUAAUUAAUCCAAUUCCCUGUGGUUCGACCUCACUUGCGUGAGUAUACUACUUGAUUGCGUGCACUUGCGUAGUAAUUAAUAAUUUUCAGCAACAAGUUUUUGGCGCCGUUGCCGGGGAAUUGUUAAAGAUUAAUAUUACAUAAAAAUUAUACUAACUUCUACUUUGGUAUAUUUUCUCUUGCUGAUUUUUCUAACCUUUUUCUUGCAAUAAUUUUUUUGAUCUAUUUCAGGAAUCCUAAGUGCAUGCGCCGUCAAGGACAAACAGUCAUAUUACCAGUUGAUCCUGAAAUCGAGAAAACUUGCAGGAGGAAUCGAAAGAACAAGAGGCAAGAAAGAGUUUCAGCAACUGCUGAAACAUCAGAAAUCAUGGCUGCCAAUGUGAACAAUAAUGCUGGAAACAAUGGGGGUAAUAACGGUAAUAAUGGAGGUGCCGUGGAAGAUCAAGCUAAUGGCCGUAGCUUGAGAGAUUACAUUCUCCCUACUCUGACGGGAGUGCAGUCAUGUAUCAGGCCACCGGCAGUGGAUGCAAACAAUUUCGAGAUUAAGCCUGCCAUCCUUCAAAUGGUGCAGUCUUCAGUUCAGUUUGGUGGUCUCCCUUCUGAAGAUCCUAAUUUGCAUCUCUCUAACUUCAUGGAACUUUGUGAAACUUUUAAAGUUAAUGGAGUUAGCGAUGAUGCCAUUCGACUGAGGUUGUUCCCAUUCUCGCUCAGAGAACGAGCCAAGAGUUGGUUGAAUUCUUUGCCACCUAAUUCUAUUGCUACAUGGAAUGAUCUGGCAACAAAAUUCUUGUCAAAGUUCUUUCCUCCAGCUAAGUCUGCAAAGCUAAGAGGAGAAAUCAAUAAUUUCUGCCAACAAGAUAAUGAAUCUCUCCAUGAGGCUUGGGAGAGGUUUAAAGAUCUGAUCAGGAGGUGUCCUCAUCAUGGUAUAGAGAAGUGGAUGCUGGUUCACAACUUUUAUAACGGGCUGGUUGGUAAUACUAGAACUUUAAUAGAUGCAGCAGCGGGCGGAGCUUUUAUGAGAAAAAGUGCUAAUGAAGCGUAUGAUCUAUUGGAGGAGAUGGCUCUAAACAAUCAGCAGUGGCCAACUGAAAGGAGUCAAUCUAAGAAGGUAGCUGGUGUGUUAGAAGUUGAUGCCAUCACAAAGUUAACAGCUCAGGUUGAGGCAUUGACAAAGCUGAUUGCAGGGCAAGCUAAACAAGCCCAAGUUAUUUGUGAGAUAUGUGGAGGCAACCAUCACUUUUCAGAGUGUCAGGCAGAUGUGGAUAAUUUGCCAAUGGAUCAAGCAAAAGCCAUUGGGAACUACUCCCAAAAUAAUAAUUAUGGGCACAACCAACAGGGGUUCUACCAGCAGAGAAAUCAGCCCCAACAAAACCAACAACAAAGUCCUAGUGGCUCCAAUAUCCAAGCUGAUUUAUUGCUCCAAUUCAUGAUGGAAACUAGAGCCUCUAUUAAAACUCUAGAAACUCAAAUGGAACAAUUGGCUACUCAAGUGGCAAACCAAGCUCAAGGAAAUUCAGCUAGCACUAGUGAGGCAAAAGGAAAAGAGCAAUGUAAAGCAAUUUCCUUGAGGAGUGGAAAGAAUUAUGAUGGGCCUGAUGUGGUACAACCAUUCAAUGAAGAAGUUAAAGAUCAAUCAGCACCAACUCCAACAUCAAUAGAAAAGAAAACUACUGAUAGCCCUGCACCACCACAACAGUCUCCACCAAUCAGUAUUGAUCAUCAUGUGAAGAUACCUUAUCCUCAGAGACUCCGAAAGACCAAUCUAGACAAGCAGUUUACAAAAUUUCUAGAGGUUUUCAAAAGACUACACAUCAACAUUCCUUUUGCUGAAGCCUUGGAACAAAUGCCCCGUUAUGUGAAGUUCAUGAAGGAGAUAUUGUCUAAGAAGAGAAAAAUGGAGGACUAUGAAACAGUGGCAUUAACUGAGGAGUGUAGCGCCAUUUUGCAAAAGAAACUACCGCCCAAGCUUAAAGAUCCGGGUAGUUUCAAUAUUCCAUGCUCUAUAGGGGGUUCAGUGGAAACUAAAGCUCUAUGUGAUCUGGGAGCAAGCAUUAAUCUAAUGCCGUUGUCUGUCUUCAAAAGGCUAGGAUUGGGAAAAGCAAAGCCCACAACAGUGACUCUACAACUAGCGGAUCGUUCUCUAACUCAUCCUCGUGGCAUAAUUGAAGAUGUACUGGUGAAGGUUGGUAAGUUUAUCUUCCCUGCUGAUUUCUUAAUUCUUGAUAUGGAGGAAGAUUCAACUAUUCCCAUUAUUUUGGGAAGACCAUUCUUGGCCACGGGUCGAGCAUUAAUAGAUGUUCAAAAGGGGGAGUUAAAGUUGCGAGUCCAAGAUGAAGAGGUCAAUUUUAAUGUUUUUGCCCCAACUGACAUUCCUACCUGUUGCAAGAUUGAGGUGGUGAAGGGUUCUUUUGUUAAAACUGAUAAGAAGAAAGCAAAGCCUAAAGAGCGACUUCGAACGAUUCAGCGUCGUUGGAAAAGAUUGAUGUGUGGUAGUUCUGAAGGUGAGCUUACUCUUGUGCAAAACUCUGAAAUCAACACUAUUGGUGGUAAAUUUUCUUCAUUUAGUGCGAGGGCUCUUUUGAAUGCAAAGGGUGGACUUGAUCCCUUCUAAGGGGCUCAGGUAAGUUUCUCUCACCCUGGUUUAUUUUCACACAUUGGGGACAAUGUGCAUUUUAGUUUGGGGGGGGAAACUUAAUUUUUUUUUCGCGUUUAUUUGUUUUAGUUAGUUUGUUUUAGUUUUUUAGUCUUGUGUGAUAGCUAAAUUGAAAGAUUGAUUGAAUUGUUGUUAUUCACUUGUGCAAUGGAUUAAAACAUAACUGUGUGCUUGACUUGCAACUGUUUGAAUUAAGAUGGAUGUGUGCUAGGAAGUGAUUCAUGUAGACUUAAAACAUUUGCUAUUCUCACAUAUCACCUCUGUUCUAUUUGGUUUGUGGAAUGAUUGAUUGAACAUGGAAUAGAAUUUGUUUGACAUACUCUCUUGAAGCGAAAUCCUUGAUGAUUUUUGUUUGGAAAGUGAUUUAGGCAAGUUUUCUUUGGAACGAUUGAGCCUUUCAAGCCUGCCUAUGAAUUUUUUACCAUAGUAUACCCAAAGUUGAGC